This is a messenger RNA of Eimeria necatrix, 7635 nucleotides long. RefSeq names its product ubiquitin carboxyl-terminal hydrolase, putative. Gene Ontology annotation, molecular function: cysteine-type deubiquitinase activity; cysteine-type endopeptidase activity. Gene Ontology annotation, cellular component: cytosol; nucleus. The coding region runs from base 1 to 7635 and encodes 2544 amino acids. Gene Ontology annotation, biological process: protein deubiquitination. NCBI's taxonomy places the organism in Eukaryota, Apicomplexa, Conoidasida, Eucoccidiorida, Eimeriidae. The record is from RefSeq and is a predicted model, not a curated record. The transcript has 14 exons.
AUGGAAACAUCACCACAGUUUUCAGUAGUACCAGCGGCAGCAGCUGCGCCUGCUGUUGCUCUCCCAGAAAGCAACAUACCAGUCAGACGAAAUGCUCAAGAUCAACACAGUAAAGCAGCAGGAGUGGGGAAGAUGGCAGCAACGGCAGAAACAACAGCAGCAACAGCAACAGCCACCGGUGCUUGCCCACAACCCGAAUUUAACCCCUUCUCUAGAUGCCCAGCAGAAGGCGAGCGUCCAUAUAUUGGCGCAGCAGUACGCAGUGCGUUUGUUGCGGAGGAAACAGUGGACCCAGUAGUAGAACCGCCUGGAGGGUUGCUUGAUCCUGGAGGGGAAAUGAAAAUUGACGGGGAAGUCGUAGAUAAUGCGUCAGAGGUGGCUGUUACAGUGACUGGAUCAGUGGAUACUCCUGCAGCGAUGGGAGCGCCAACAGCACCACAGACAACAGCAGUAGCUAUGGGGGGCGAUAUAGCUUCGGCACUUAAUUGCAUGCAGAGUCUGGAGCGGCCAAGUGCAGCAUUGCCUGCAGGAACAGUACCUGCACCACCGACAGUAGCGCCAACAAACCGCCCAGGUCGCCGUCAGUGGCGUCCUUCUGAGCAGCACUGCCAGCAGCAGCAACAGCAACGACAGCAGCACCAGCAGCAGCACUGUUGGUUUAGCGACGUAUUGUUUGCUUACAAUUUACGUGUCGGGUUCACCGUUCCGAGAGACGUCCACUUAGAGAGCCAUCCGCUAUCCGUCUACGGAAUGGGGGAGUUCAAGAGCGGCCUUUGGGGCAAGGGCGCCAGCAGUAGCAGCAAGACCAGCAAUAGCAGCAAAGACACGCGUAAACUUAAGGAGACCCAGCACACAGACAACCAGCUCGCAAACAACGUGCGCUGGUUCUCAGCCUGCUGCAAGCAACAGCAGCAGCAUCUCCAAGAUGGCAGCAGCAGCAGCAGCAACAGAGCUGGCUUUUUACCAUCGCCGGCACAGCAGCAACAAGACGACUGCCUACAGAGCUGCCUAUUGCGGACUGGACGCUAUGUAGGAUUAGAGAAUUUGGGUGCCACAUGUUAUAUGAAUGUAUUUCUACAAGCUUUGUACAUGAAUGUGCAUUUCAGACAGGCUCUGCUGCUGCUGCCCACUCUACAGCAGCUGCGAUAUGCAGAGCAGCAGCAGCGAGAGAAAGGCAUCGUGCAUGCUGAAGGUGUCAUCUGUGUGGACGAGGAUGCUGACCAGCAGCAGAAAGAGCAGCACCAGCAGCAACAGCAACAGCGACAGUUGCGGCAACAGCAACACAGUGUCGUGCACCAGACAAACGAAGCAGAGGCACUAAACCAGCAACAGGCGCAGCAGCAGCAGCAGGUGGCCAGAGUAGACGAGCGUAUCUCAUCCAUCCCUGGGGAAACCGAGGAGGUCAACAACCUCUUUUUCAAGACGUCAUUAGCAGCACCAGCAACAGCAACAGGGGCAGCAUCAUCUGCAGCUGCCGUAGCCACGGAAGCAGCAAUUUCAGGCACAGUAGUGGACCUCUCAGGUGAAUCGUCACCUCGUGAUCAAGAUGGGCAAGCAACAAUGGGAAGUCAGAGCUGCAGUGGUAGUAGCAGCAACAAGACAGCGAGCCCGCACCCUGCAGGUGCUAUAACUGACGCUCCACCUUGGGCCUUAGACGAGGCAACUGCUGCUGCUGCAUGCAAGUGGCUGUGCAGCACCAGGUAUGCCCUCGUCUCGGAGCUGCAACGAAUAUUCGCAUUGCUGCAAUGCGGUGUACAGGCUGCUCUCAGGCCUGACUCUCUAGCAGAGCUGCUUGCAGAGGACGUCUCCUGUCAGGAGGAUGCAAACGAGCUGCAGCAUCGUUUGUUAGAGAUGCUAGAGGUUGAGUUGGGGGGCCUGAGCAGCCCCUGGAACUUUUUGCCUUCUCUUUUCAGAGGUGCUCACCUACAGGCAGUAUGCUGCCGCAGUUGCGGAUACACUGGGCUGCGGGAGGAGACUUUCUAUCAGCUCAGCUGCAGCCACAAAAACGAGAAAAAAAGCUUAAAGGAGGACAAGGCGCAACAGCAGGCUUCACCUUCAACAGUAACCGUAGCGCCAGGUGGCGCUGCAGGCGUCGCCACUGCCGUUGGUGGAGGCAGCGAUGCACCCGAUGUCCAGCAGCAAGUGCACAUGAGGCAAUUGCAGCAACAGCUACAGCAGCAGGGGCUUGCUGACCGACGCGCAGGAGCCAAAAGGGAAAGAAAUGGAGCAGCGAAGGGUACGACUACUCCGCAGCAACAGCAGCAGUUACUGCUGCUUCAGGCAGCAGGAGGAGUAGUCGGUGACAUGUGUAGUGUAACUGGCGCUCCCAUGGGUUUAUUAUCUGCCCUGCCACCUCCAGCAGGGGCAGCGGCAGCUGGUGCCGCGCCAGCAUCAGCACCAGCAGCCGGUGCAGCAACAGCACAAGUUGAGCGCAGCAGCUGGCGGCUUGGUGAGGACCUGGCUCGUCAGUUUCAACGAACAGAACAGCUACGAGGGGAUGCGAAGUAUUUUUGCCCACAGUGCGGCGACAAGAGGGAGGCCCGCAAGCGACUGCAGCUGUCCCUGCUGCCCCCUUACCUCCAGAUAGUGGUGCUGCGGUACAGCAUCGACGUUCGAAAGCAGACUGGAGAAGUAGCUCGGCGAAAGCUGCACGAGGCCCUGGAGGUGCCUCUGGUGAUGGAGCUAAGAGCUGGGCUUGCGGACAAAUGCAAAGUUUCUUUUCCCCUGGGCGGCAGCGCGCCUCUGCUGGAGGCAGGUCCACUGGCGAGCUGCUACAGACUUUUCGCCGUCCUACAGCACCAAGGGGCAUCUGCUGCAUCUGGCCACUACACCGCAAUAAUUCGUGACGUUAGGUACAGGAGUCAGUCCAGCAGCGCAAGCAGCACUGGAGAACUUGCAGAAGACAGGCAGGCAUGCAUGAGUGCUGCAUCACGCUGUGCUGCCGUUCCCACGGCAGCUACGACGCAGUACGGUCGCUUCUCCCCGCAAUGCCAGGGAGGAGUAGCGGAUGCUGGUCUUGCAGCUGCUGAAUCAAGUACGAAUAGUGGAGCGACUCUACUACACGACGCACUGCAGUUUUCUGAACAGAAAGACUGGGAGCAGCAUUAUGAGCGAGAGCACCAUCGGCAAGAACCGCAGCAGCCGCAGGAGGGGCAGCAAGAGACGGACGUUCACUUUGAAAAUCCCAAGGAGAACUCAGUGCUCUUUAUGCCUGUUAACUGCAAAGAGGCUUCUCAACAAAAGCAACUGCAUCAACAGCAUCAGCAGUUGCUGCAGCAAACUACACACAGUAGCUUAGGAAGUAACGAGGCAACGAACCUUGCUGCAAGUGCUCUUUCGCUACAAAGUGGCUGCAGUGACACUUGCUGCACGGAGCGGCAGCACCAGCAGGAGGGAAUGAAUGGGCAGGACGGGUCACCUUGCGUUGUAGCAGCAAAUAUCCUAAUUUCCGAUGUUAAAGGUUGGGAGCUGCGGGAGCAGGAGUCUAAUCUUUGCUGUUUGGGCGAAGAAGGCCUUAACGGCAUCAGAGAUCGCAGCAAACCUACGGAUGUAAUGCUUUAUGAUACCUCAGAAGCAAACAAAAGCAACGGCGGGAUUCGUCGCAGCCGCCGCGCCGUUGUCAGAAAGCAGCACUUCUUUCCAAAUUCUGACAGCGACGAAGCAGGUGCCGCAGCUCCUGGGUCUCGAGCGCGUUGCACCACCAACCGCAGCAACAUGUGCACUACAGAGGGCCCAAGUUCCGCAGCCGCAAUUGCUGCAGCAGAAGCUGCUGCAGCGCGCCUCGCUGCGGACCUCGAGAGCGACGACGAUUGGGAUGUGGCUGCGACUCAUGCUGCUGAUGUAUUCGACCCGCAGCCCGAGCAGGAACCAGGCCAGCUUCAGCGGCUACUGCAGCAGCAGCAACAACAGCAGCAGCACAUAGGAUCCGCCACUUCUGGAACAGAGGCCGUCGGAGAGCGUUGGCCAUGGGUUUACUUCAAUGAUAGCUGCGUCAGUCCUUUCGCCUUCCCACAAUGCCCAGACAGUGAAAAGCAACAACAACAAGCGUAUGAAGGCAGCCUCUGCGGCACCGACGGCGUCCUGUUAGAGCAACACCAGCAGCAGCAGGCCCCUGUGUCAUUUCCCUGCAGUCCACCCUUGCAGCAACAGCAGCAGGAGAGCAGCAGCUACUUGCUCAGCAGGACCGUCCACAGCGUGACUUACAUAAGGGGAGAUAUUGUAGCUGCACCUGAAGACCCUCCGUUGCCCCCAGCACUCGAGUCUUUUGUCGUUGCAGAGAACGAGCGCUUGUUCAGUCGCAUACGAGAGCAGGAGGAGCGCACCCGGCUACUAACAAGUUUCGUGCUGCAACAGCAAACAUUUAUCUCACACUUGCUGCGGCAGCAGCUGCCUGCAGCAUUGCGACAGUUAGAGCUUCAGCGGCAGCAGCUCGAGGCGCGGCAGGCAUUUGAUGCGGCGGUUGCUGCGGCGGAAGCAGGGGAUAAUGCCGCCGCAGACACAGCAGAGAAGCGGCAGUUGCUUCCGUCACUGCAGCAGCUAGCGUUCGUACCCAAGAGCUGGUGGUCUUCAUUUGUUAGGGGGACGGACUAUCCCUGCGUGUCAGUGCUUCUACCUCAGCACCUCCGACCUUCACGAGACAGCUCGAAUAGCAAUUCAUAUUUGCAUAGUGCAACAGAAAGGGCAGCCAAAGCUGCGGCAACUGCAUCGCCACAGCCGCAGCAGCAACAUGAUCUGCACGAACCGGGGGAGAGCCUACCCGACAUGGACGAAUUGGACGCUUCUCUUCAGCAGCAUGGCAACCAGCAGCAGCAACAACAGCACAAGAAGAGCACAAGGAAAGGCAGCACUGCGUGGACUUCUGCCGUCUGUCCAGAGGUUCUUGAAGAAGCAGGCGUCGUUGACUACAGCAGCAUUCUCUGUCCUCACUACAUCCGGCAUCUGAAGCGGCAGCGAGGUGUCGGCAAGCGUCCUUCAUUCUGGUCGGCAAAUGACAGCAGCAGCAACAGCACUAGCAGCACGGUGGGGCGUCCUUAUGGUGUUGACCCGCUUGCAGUCUGGAGUGGGGAGGCAAAGCUCAUUCCUGUCUCUGUACUCAAAUCUAUUUUCACUGCUGUCGGGCUCCGCGCGUCAGUGGAGACGCCGUUGCUGCAGCAGGCCGUCUGUAGCAGGUGCGCGGCAGCACUUCGGGGCCUUGCGGAUCUAUCAGCCCUGCAACACAGAGAGGUGGAUCUUUUUGUCUCAGCUGCAAAGCAGCAGCAGCUGAUUGCUUCUGGCGGGAAGGCUGCCACUUCAGUCAGUGAUUUUGAGGGUCCCACUUCCAUAGUUGCCGCCACCACUGCACGAGCAGCUGCCGGAGGCAGCAGCUAUUUUUCACUGACACAGUCACAGCAGAAGCCUCAAGCAGCCUGCGAGCGUACCCAGGAACCUGCAGCAGACGUCCCAACACAGCAGCCUCAGCAGUCACACUCAGACCAGCAACUGAAAAGAACGCAAGAAGAGGAGGAAUAUGUUUUUGUCUCUCGGCGCGUUCUGCAACACAUGUUAGGGCAGCACGCGGUGUACCUUAGCAGCUGCAGCACAGCAGCCAGGGACGGCCCCCGUAGCGGCCCCGUGAUGACACUACUAGCCGCUGCUGCUGCGACGCAGCAGCAGCGGGGCUCCCGAGCAGGUAAAUGCAAGAGUCGGCGAGUCUGUGGAGAGAGCGCUUUUGCAUGGGCUGCGUAUGAAGAUGUCCGCAAAGAAGUCAUAGCAAAUCGCGUGUGGCCUCUUGAGGAGGAAGCGUCUGCUACUGGAGCAAGUGCAGUGACAGGCAGGGCCUCUCCUGGGAUCGGGCUAAUACGCGACACGAUUGGCGGUGCGCCUGGUCUUGAAGUGGACUCAUCUAGAACCGGAAUCGCAACACAUGAGGCUUCCUCUGGUGCUGUUGCUGAAUUUACGGCUGCUGGCUCUAAUCUGACAUUGGAUGUGUCUGGCGAGCUCCUCUGCUCGCACGGAAAUUUGCUUCCGUUGCCACUGCAGCACUCCAAACAAAAAUUGUCCCCCAGACUUUUGGUUCCCGCCGCUGCACUGCUACGGUAUCUCUCGGUGGAAAGAGCCAAGUGGCCACUGCUCAAAGAGCUUGAUGUCCCGCAGCCUUUGGCCCUCUCGGCAUCACGGCUUGUCCCACAGAGCGCAUCGGAAUGCACUAUAUGUUUCUCUGAACAGCAGCAACAGCAACAGCAGAGGCAGCGGUGGCGUCAUCGCAUGCGAGAAGAGGAGAAAGUCCUUGGCCCUGUUCUUGGUAGCCGUUGGACCGUCAAGAGAGAGCCACUUCAGGGAACAUCUAAAAUGCAUGCGUCUCUUCCCCGAGCUGGAGUGUACCAACUGGUUCCGGAGGUUUGGCGAUCUCAGUGGCAGCAAUUUGUGGCAUCAACUGAUGAAGAGACUGGUUCGGAUCUGCGGCCCAAGCCCCUCGACGUCUCGGCGCUGAUAUGCGAUUGCGCUGUGCCUGGCCUGAAGGUGGAUCCAACAGAUUCAGUUUUAUCGCCGGCAUUCCUUUCUUCGCCGCCUCCUUCUGAGGCUGCCAUGUACUUACUGGUGCAUGAAUGUCACUUCAGCCUUCUGGAGAGUCACGGCUAUUACGGCUUUAACAGCGGGGAUGCUGUUAGAGCUACCUUAAGGGUCUGGUUGACGCCAGCUGGCUCUCGUCACUCUGCCCCGGUCUUUUUCUUUCCGCACCUGAAGCCUUGCUCGUCUUGCGUCAGUCGUCUGCGGAUGCAGUCUCAAGGCUUGUAUGACUUCCCUGCUGUUGAUCUCCCCAUCCACCUCGCAGCCAAUUGUCACCACGCACUCGUGACUUCGCAGCAGCAGCCCCAAGAGCAGCAACAGCAGCAGCAAAAAGGUAACAUCAGGAGCCGCUCUGCUCAAGGAUUAAGGCUCUUUUCAAGAAGAAUGAUGGCCGAGGUCUCAGGGGCCAUGCCGGUCGAUUGCGUGGUUGCAUCGGUUGUGGCAGCGGUCAGCGAAACCACGGAGUCGAUUCGUCGCGUCCGCGUGGCUCUGCGGGUUCCGGGUGUCUCUGUGCUUUUUGCAAAACCAGAAGCGGCUACUGCUGCCGCUUCUGCCAGUAGCUCAGAUGACGGCGUAGGCGGAGGGGAGGGCGUGCUGCCAAUGACUGCUGUGCAGGUGGUUGGUGGCAAGACCCGAUAUGUCGAGCUGUCAAACCUCGUGGCUUCAGGUGGAGGCAGCGUCAGAAUGCGCCAGCUAGGAAUUCGAGUAGAUGCAGAGUGUUGCGUACACUACACAGUAGAUGGAACUGACCCUGCUCCGCCUGAGGAAAUCCUGGGGCAGCAGCCGGAAGUGGAGCAGCAGCCGCUUCAGCACCAGCAGCAGGAUGUCGUCUUAGAGGUAUCGGCACAGUCUACCAAUGAUACCAAUUGCAGCAAUAACUGCACAACCAGUGCCAACAGCCCCCUUGGCAGCAGCAGUUGCAGUAAUAUUAGUGGGAGCAACAGUGUUACGAACCGUCAAGGCACAAAUACCAGCAGCGGCAGCUGCAGUUCUCCUUGCCCUUUCACGAAGCCGGACCACCAUGAAUGCCAGGACGACGGAACAUUAGUGCAUAUGUCGCAAUCGUUUGUUCCUACGCAGCAGGACUAG